This is a messenger RNA of Alexandromys fortis (reed vole), 16672 nucleotides long. It is a transcript of the gene Pkhd1, whose product is annotated as PKHD1 ciliary IPT domain containing fibrocystin/polyductin. The transcript is spliced from 67 exons. Lineage: Eukaryota; Metazoa; Chordata; Mammalia; Rodentia; Cricetidae. The record is from RefSeq and is a predicted model, not a curated record. Bases 671 to 12883 code for a protein of 4070 amino acids.
AACUCUGCAUCUCCUGCCAUCAUUGCAUUAGGCAAAAGGAAGUGGGAAGUCUACGGUAAGAGCUUGAAAACUUUGUCUUUCAGGCUCCCACAGGAGGGAGAGCUGAGAGAGGAGGGAUGAGGGAAAGGAGCGGGCAGAGAGAAAGAACCAGGAGCAGGAGGAGGACAGGAUGUACAGUGUUCUCUCUGUGGUUCAAACAUUCCAUCUAGAGGAAAUAAAAAGACAGUGAGUUUAUCCUUAGGAAGGACAAGGGGACUGAUGAAUCUACAUCCAGGGAAGUGACUGUUUUGUUUUCAGAGGAAAAUAAGUGUUUAGUGAAGCCCAGUGUGGGCAUGUUUAUUUCCACUGUCCUAAGCUUCGCACUAGGCAUUAAAAUAUAGUGUGCUAAAAUAAUGGGCCUGGAUUGAACCGCAUGCCAUCAGACCAUGUAAGCAAGAUCCCGUGCCUUUGGGCUGGGUAGCAAGUUUUUCUUAUCAUCAUUUUUUUUUUGUGGUAUUUAUCACAGAGAACUGGAUGCUUGCAAUCCAACUACAGGUUACAAAUAGACUGAAGAGCGUAAGAAAUUUGCAAUCUACAAGAACACUUGGCACAAAAGUCACAUUCCAUCAAUCAACGCGAAAAAUGCUUUUAAUAUCGGAGCCAUCUCAAGAGGGCUAGCUAGCUGGACGUCAUGCUUGCCUGGCUGAUCACUCUCCUGAGUAUGGAAGUUCUGCUUCUAGCAGACCCUUACCUGAGUGUCCAGAUUGAACCUAAGAAAGGUAGCCUUGCAGGGGGAACAUGGAUCACAGUUGUUUUGAAUGAUUCAGAGAACAGCAUUCUUUACCCCAACAAUGGCUCUCAGCUGGAGAUAGACCUGGUGAACUUGGCAGUUCCAGCCUUACCGAGGAUCCCCUGUGAUGUCUAUCCUGUCUUCGUCGAUUUGCCUGUGGUGACUUGCCAGACCAGAUCUCUGCUGUCUGAAGCUCAUGCAGGACAGUACUCUCUGGAGAUACGCUCUGGGGAGCGAGUGUUAGGCGGCCCAUGUUCGGGAUCACUGGAUGGCUGUACUUUCAAGUUUUCCAAGGCACAGACACCUGUUGUAUAUCACGUUAACCCGCCAAGUGGAGUUCCAGGACAAGUAAUACAGGUGUAUGGCUGGAUCAUUGCUGACCAGUUGGAAACCCUUGAUCCUGAGGCAAACUACAUUGACAGCCCAUUGAUCCUGGAAGCUGGCAAAGACAAAUGGCUUACUCCUUGUUCUGUUGUCAAUAAGCAGACAGGAAGCUGUUUUCCCAUCCAGGAGGAACAUGGCCUUGGAACUGUGCAGUGCCGUGUGGAAGGCGACUACAUUGGUUCCCAAAAUGUUAGUUUCUCAGUAUUUAACAAAGGGAGGUCGAUGGUGCACAAGGAAGCCUGGCUGAUCAGUGCUAAACAGGACCUGUUCCUAUACCAGACACACUCAGAAAUCCAAUCUGUGUUUCCAAAAGUUGGGAGCCUUGGUGGAAGAACAGACAUCACCAUUACAGGAGAUUUCUUUGACUCUUCUGCUCAGGUUACCAUUGCAGGCAUCCCAUGUGACAUUAGACGUGUGUCUCCCAGGAAGAUUGAGUGCACUACCAGGGCUCCAGGAAGAGGAGCAAGGCUCACUGCUCCUCAGGCUGGCAAUAGAGGACUUCUUUUUGAAGUUGGAGAUUCUGUGGAGGAUGUAGAGCUGACCAAAGCCACCCCAGGGUACAGGUGGCAGAUAGUCCCCAAUGCCAGUUCUCCAUCUGGAUUUUGGUCAAAGGAAGGGCGACCUUUCAGAGCACGGCUCAGCGGGUUCUUUGUGGCUCCAGAGACAAACAAUUACACCUUCUGGAUCCAGGCAGAUAGCCCAGCUUCCUUGUAUUUCAGUUUCUCAGAGGAGCCAAGGACUAAGGUAGAUGUGGCCUCUGUUGGAGUUGGCACUGCUGAUUGGUUCGACUCUUGGGAGCGGAACUGGAAUGAAGGAAACUGGCAACAGAAGACGACUAAGCUUGAACUACGGGGUGGUGCCAAGUACUACUUGGAAGCAGAGCAGCUUGGGAUCGCCCCCAGCAGGGGGAUGAGAAUUGGGGUCCAGAUCCACAACACCUGGCUGAAUCCUGAUGUGGUCAACACAUACCUUCUGGAGAAACACCAGAUCCGAGCCCGAGCCCAGAGACUUCCAGAAAUACAGAUGUUGAAUGUGUCAGCUACAGGAAGCUUUUUUCUUGCUUGGAACAAUGUGUCUAGCCAGCCAGUUCCUGCCAAUGCUACAGCCCAACAGAUCCAAACCACCAUUGAGGAGCUGCUUGCAGUAAAAUGCCAUCUGGAACCCGUUUCAGCUCACAUAUUGCUCCGACUUGGAUUUGAGCAAGGCCUGGAAGGUUCCAGCUCUGAUGGGGUCCUCACCAGUUCAACUGAGCCCUUCUGUGGCAGAUUCAGCCUCGGUCAACUUCGACACCUUAUCCUUUACCCCUCAGCUGAUAAAAAUGGCUAUCAGCUGGAUCAGUACCCAUAUCUGUGCACUGCAUACAGAAGCCACAUGAACAGGACCCUGACGAUGACUGUUUCUUUUGUAUUUGGCUUCCAAAAUGUCACAAAGAAUACCACUUGCGACUGGAGUCUCACGGAACCUCACCCUGAGAGCUGGCAGUUCACUUGCAUUAACCUCUGGGACACAUGUGUUCGUCGCUCUGAGGAUCUCCCAUCUACUCUGGCAAACACACCACUGCUGGUUCAGCGGAUUGACAUUCUUCCUGUGGCCCCGAAGGCAGGCCUGCUCUAUCUGGAUGAAAUUAUUCUUGCAGAUACAAGCAUAACAGUUUCUCAAGCUAAUCCUGCAACAGCCCGCCCAGGUGGGAACCUGGUGGAGUCAGUCUCGGUGGUGGGAUUCUCUCCAGUCUACAGCAUAGCAUUCUUGUUGGCGGGCUGUGGUUCAGAGCUUCCUCUCAUCACUGCACGCUAUGUGUCCGCUGAGGGGACAGGAGAAGGAUCUGAACUGAUUGAGGUGACAGCACAGAGACUCCAGAGGACCAGCCCGCCUUUAGGAGGACACUUCUUCCUCCAACUCUUUGAUACAGUGAUACCUGAUGUGCCGGUGCACAUGUCUUCCAGACAGCUUCACAAGCUAUUGCAGGACAAUGCUGACGCGUCCACAUCUGGAUACCUCAAUGUCAGUGACAUCACUGUGACUAAGGAGCUAAACUCCUGCUAUGAACAUGUCUGGACUCUUUCUUGGACUACUCAGAUUGGGGAUUUGCCCAAUUUUAUCAGGGUCUCAGAUCAAAAUCUCACUGGAGUGAAUCCUGUUGUAAUUGCUCUUGUGGUAUAUGAUGGUGGAGUUUUCCUUGGACCCAUCUUCGGAGACAUGUUGGCAACUGCCAACCAGCAAACUCAGGUGGCUGUGCACGUGAAUGACGUUCCAGCCCAUUGUUCAGGCUCCUGCUCUUUCCAGUACCUGCAAGAGUCAACUCCCAGUGUGGAUUAUGUGUGGCAUUCCCCUGGAUGUGACGUCAACCUACUGGUUUAUUUGACUGGAACUGGUUUCCCUAGAGAUGCCCAGUCCUUGCAGGUUACAGUGAACCAAACAAGAUGUGAAGUUAUUUUCUCAAAUGAAACAAAUGUGGUCUGUGAGCUGGACCUGCUACCAGUUGGAGUGCAUCCGAUUUUGAUGCUGGUGAGACCUUCAGGGCUUGCUGUUAAUGCCAGUGGAGAAAGCCUCUUCCUGUAUGUGGAACCCAGGCUGGAUGCUGUGGAGCCUGCUACGGUUGCAGAGAUAGGAGGACUGUGGGUUACCAUCCGAGGUUGCCAUUUGAAAGGUACAAGUCUGGUGCUCUUUGGAACUCAGUCGUGUGCCAUUGAUGCCAUUAGCAGCAAUUCACAACAAAUUCGGUGCAAAGUCCCACCCAGGGGGAAAGAUGGAUACACUGUGAAUGUGACCGUGGUCACUGGAGAGCACUCUGCAGUUCUUCCCAGAGCAUUUACUUAUGUCUCCUCUUUAAAUCCAGUGGUUGUGUCUUUGAGCAGAAACAGAAGCAGCAUAGCAGGUGGCGAGAUCCUGUUCCUUGGGAUGGCAAGGCUGAUGAGCUUCACUGAUCUGGAUGUACAAAUCCGUGUGCAGAACACCUCUGCUCAGGUCCUCACACAGACAGCUUGGGGACUGGAGGUGCUGCUGCCCCCACUGCCGACUGGCAUUCACACGAUUUCAGUCUUUAUCAAUGGAGUCAGCAUUCAUGCCCAGGGGGUUGAUCUCCACAUCCAAUACCUCACUGAAGUUUUCAGCGUGGAGCCUUGCUCUGGGUCUCUUCUGGGUGGAACCAUCCUCAGCAUUGCAGGAAUAGGACUCGGCAGAGACCCAGCUCUGAUUUGGAUACUUGUGGACAACCAGACUUGCGAUAUCGUGACCUUAACUGACAUGAAUAUCUGGUGUGAGACUCCUCCAGCUGCACUGUCACCUGUGGCAGAUGUUCUCAGUGUCUCUGCUUCCGUGGAGAUCUGGGUCGGCAACACUUCUUUCGUCCAUGGUCCAGCCUUGGUGGGGAAGGGCUUUACCUUCAUGUAUGAAGCCGCAACAACACCAGUGGUCACUGCUCUGUGGGAAGAACUCACGAACGACAGCCUGCGGUUCUAUGUGGAAGGAAACAACCUUUCUGACUCAGCCAUUCUUUUUGGAACCUUGAAAUGUGACCUUGAAGUGCAAUCUUUUGUCGAGAACAUGAGCUUGUCUGGGUGCUCCUUUCCUCUCUACAGUUUGGAAGCAGGAGUCUAUCCUCUCCGAGUUCGUCACAAGUGGAUGGGGUUUGCCAAUAUGUCUGCAGUGCCCCAGAAAUUUGAGUUGUCACCGCGGAUAACGGCCAUCUUCCCAACACGUGGUUCUGUGUGUGGUGGGACUGUACUCACUGUGAAGGGCAUGGCCUUCAAUUCAAGAAGGAAGUCAGUUCAUGUUGACCUUUCAGGCCCUUUUGCUUGUGUGAUUUUGAGUUUGAGAGGCCACACAGUCCUAUGCCAGACCAAAUUGGUGGGCGACCACUUUUCUGCAGUGUCGUUUGCUCUAAAUGUCACAGUUGUGGUCAAUGGGCUGGCCAGCAAGUGUGCAGGGAACUGUACACUCUUCCUGCAGGAAGAAGCGACGCCUACUGUGGAUGUCUUGACUGCAAGGCUCAAUGGUUCUGUAACCACGGUGCUGAUGAGAUGCCAAUGGUUAGGCACCACUGAUGCUGCACCAACAGUGUUUGUGGAUGAUCAGCUUCCUUGCCACACAACUUUCUUCAAUACCAGCCACGUGGCUUGCCAGAUGAGUGACUUGACCCCAGGGCUCCAUUACCUGUCAGCUGUUCAUACACACACUGGUUAUGCUUGCCUGGAUAGUGUUUCUAGAAACUUCUUCAUUCCGCCUCAGGUGUUUGACUAUUUUCCUAAGAAUUACAGCACCCACGGUGGAAAUCUCUUGACCAUAAAAGGCACAGCUCUUAGGGGACGGAAUGCUACAUUUGUCUAUGUUGGCCAGAGGGCUUGUCUCACAGUCAUCAUCAGUUAUGAGCUCAUCCAGUGCAUCAUUCCUGCAGGAAGUGGCUCUGUGGCCCUGGAAGUAGAGGUGGAUGGAGUUUUGUGCCACGCGGGACUCAUUGGUUACAGCAGUGUCUUUACUCCGGAACUGCUCUCUGUUUCACGGAGUCAUGACAUCUUAACCUUUGCAGUCGCCCAGAUCUCAGGGGCUGCAAAUGUUGUCAUUUUCAUCGGGAAGUCACCAUGCAUGGAUGUCUCUGGGAACCGUACAGUUCUCCGGUGCAUGGUUCCUUUACUUCCUGCUGGGGAGUAUCCUGUCACGGGCUAUGAUCACUGCAGAGGCUGGGCCUCUUCGGCUCUCAUUCUGGAGCAGAGAGUGACUGUGACCUCAGUGACUAAGAACUUUGGCUGCCUGGGUGGAAGUCUUUUGCAUGUGUUCGGAGCAGGAUUUUCUCCAGGGAAGAUCUCAGCUGCUGUGUGUGGUGCUCCGUGCCAAGUCUUGGGUAAUGCAACAGUGUCUGCCUUCAGCUGCCUGGUUCUGCCCCUGGAUGUGUCCUUGGCUUCCCUGUGUGACCUGAGGCCUGCAGAAGACAGCUGUGAAGUCAGCAGCCACACCUACAUGCGCUGCGAUUUGACCAUCGCCAUAGGGACAAAGAGACUGCCUGGCUCCUGGCCUUACCUCUACUGUUGUGAAGAGAGUCCCCAGUAUCUCUUAGCACCAGAGCACUGGGCAGAGCCAGCCUCCCCACCCUUCUCAGGCCUCUUCAUCAGCCCUAAAGUGGAAAGAGAUGAAGUUCUCAUCUAUAAUAGCUCCUGUAACAUUACCAUGGAAACUGAGGCAGAGAUGGAGUGCGAGAUGCCUAAUCAGCCAAUUAUCGCCAAGAUUACUGAAAUACAGAAAAGCCGGGGCCAGAACACUCAGUGCAACUUUUCGUUCCAGUUCUGUCGGAGGUGGUCCAGACCUCACAGUUGGUUUCCCCAUAGAGUGCCACAAGAUGGCGACAGCGUCACGGUGGAGACCGGCCAGCUGCUCCUGCUGGAUGCGAACACAAGCCUCCUGAAUUCGCUGCACCUUAAAGGUGGCAAGCUGAUUUUCAUGGAACCAGGACCCAUUGAGCUCAGAGCCCACUCCAUCCUUAUUACAGAUGGGGGAGAGCUCCACAUCGGCUCUGAGGACAAACCUUUCCAAGGCAAAGCUCAGCUCAAACUCUAUGGAAGUUCCUACUCUACCCCCUUCUUUCCCUAUGGAGUGAAGUUCCUGGCGGUGAAGAAUGGAACCCUUUCCCUGCAUGGUGCAGUUCCAGAAGUGACCGUCACCUAUCUUCGAGCCACUGUGUGUGCAGGAGACACAACUUUGUUUCUGGAGGAAGCUGUGGACUGGCGCCCUGGGGAUGAGGCUGUCAUCAUCAGUGGGAUGAGUGUUGAGGGCACCGGAUCAAUGGAAGAGGUUGUUGUUGUGGAAACUGUGCACAAUGCACAACUCCAUCUCAGGACUCCCUUGAGAUAUUCUUACAACAUCACAGAGAAUGGAGUAGCUGGAAAGAAUCCUAUUUUGAAUGCUACUGUGGCUCUUCUCAGCAGGAACAUUGUCAUCCAAGGAAAUCUUACUCUGGAGAGGGUAAAGCACCUCCAUUCCUGCCAGGAGGUCAACGCUGCUGAAGGUAACCCAAAGCACUGUUUGUAUUAUAAGAGUGAGAAAAUGCUGGGAGCCAGGGAUCUGGGUGCCAGAGUAAUCAUUCAGUCCUUCCCAGAGGAGCCCAGCUUGGUCAAGCUGAAUGGAGUGCAGUUUCGAGACCUGGGGCAGGCCUUCCGUAAGCAUCCAAGCUCACUCACCUUGGUGGGAGCUUUGAGAGGUUCCUAUCUCCAGAGCUGUUCAAUAUGGGGUUCCUUCAGCAGAGGCCUUAGCAUGCACAGGACCUGGGGCCUGAGGGUGGAGAAUAAUAUAUUCUACAAGAUUAUAGGUCAUGCCCUGCUGGUGGGGACCUAUAUGGACAGAAAGUUUAUGACUAGUGAGACUAUUAUUGGAAGAAAAAAUGAUUGGCGGGAACAGGGAAGUACAAUAAGAAACAAUGUGAUCAUCAGUGUUUCUGGGGCUGAAGGACUGUCCAAUCCUGAAAUGCUGGCACCUGCUGGCAUCUACACCUUCAGUCCCACCAAUGUGAUAGAGGGCAACAGAGUGUGUGCAGCUGGCUAUGGCUAUGUUUUCUACCUUGUGACCAGGCAAACCUCACAAGCUCCGCUCCUUUCGUUCACGUUGAACACUGCUCACUCUUGUACCAGGUAUGGCCUUCUUAUAUAUCCUCAAUUUCAACCACUUUGGAAUAAUGACACAGGCUUCACUCUCUUCCAAGAUUUCAUUGUUUGGGGAAGUGCAGGUGGUGCCAAGAUUUUCAGAAGCAGCAAUCUGCACCUGAAAAACUUCCAGGUUUAUGCAUGCAGAGACAGCGGAAUCGACAUCUUGGAAAGCGAUGCGGACACCGUGGUUAUGGACAGCUUUUUACUUGGUCAUUUCACACACCAGGGAAGUCUAUGUAUGUCAGCUGGGAUUAAAACGCCUAAAAGAUGGGAACUGACGGUUUCUAAUACAACUUUUGUUAAUUUUGAUCUGAACUGUGUGGCCAUCAGAACCUGUUCUGGCUGUUCCCAAGGACAGGGUGGAUUUACUGUGAAGACCAGAGAAUUAAAGUUUGAAAACUCUCCAAAUUUAGUAGCAUUUCCAUUUCCUCACGCAGCAGUUUUGGAAGACUUGGAUGGGUCCCUGUCUGGGAAAAAUGGAAGUCACAUUCUUCCUUCUAUGGAGACCCUCUCCUAUACAUGCUUGGUCAAUGCAAGCUUCAGUCAUAUUGUCCCUGGGAGCAUUUGUGGGGAAACUGUUGUCCUCCAUCGUAUGUCUAUUCGUUUAGAUAAGGCCCUCGAGGUUCCUAAGAAUCUAAUCGUGACUGACGGCAAAAAUAAGACAAUCACGGUCAAGUACGUAGGCGACACAUUGUCUAAUUCGUAUGGCUGGAUGGCUCUGCUCUUGGAUCAGGAGACUUACUCACUGCAGUUCCAGAACAACGAUUGGAUGGAGCGCUCUUUACAGUACUCAGCAACAUUUGACAGCUUUGCCCCUGGAAAUCACCUCCUGCUGCUGCACGGGGACCUACCACCUUACCCGGACAUCCUCAUCAGGUGUGGAAGUCGCCUGGGUCAGUCACUACUUCAGUCUCCCCCUUUGCCCAGUCGCGACAGAGGCUGUGACUGGUUCUUCAACAGCCAAUCGGGGCAGCUCACCUAUCUCGUUUCAGGUGAAGGCCAAGUUCAGGUGUUUCUCCAGGUGAGGGAAGGUGUGCCUCCGACUGUUUCAGCUUCUACAUCUGUACCUGAAUCAGCUUUAAAAUGGUCCCUUCCUGAAACAUGGAAGGACGUUGCAGAAGGCUGGGGAGGAUACAACCAGACCCUUCCAGGACCUGGUGAUGACGUCUUGAUUUUACCCAACAGGGCUGUUCUUGUGGAUACAGCUCUCCCAGUGCUUAGACGCCUCUAUGUAAUGGGGACCUUAGAAUUCCCUGUGGACAGAAGCAAUGUUCUGAGUGUGGCCUGCUUACUCAUUGCAGGAGGGGAACUGAAAGUAGGUACUUUAACAAAUCCCUUAGAAAAAGAACAAAGACUUCUAAUUAUUCUCAGAGCCUCAGAAGAAAUCUUUUGUGACCAUUUUGAUGGAAUACGUGUUGACCCAGGAACAAUUGGAGUUUAUGGGAAACUUUCCCUUCACGGUGCUUAUGCUAAGAAAUCCUGGGUACACCUUGGAGCCGAUAUUGCACCGGGAAAUGAGAGAAUUAUAGUAGACGAUGAAGUGAAGUGGCAACCCCUCGACAAAAUCGUCCUUAGCUCUUCUUCUUAUGAGCCUCAUGAGGCAGAGGUCCUCACGGUCAAGGAAGUCAAGGGCCAUCACAUCAGGAUCUAUGAACGUCUUAGACACCGACACAUUGGAAGUGCCCAUAUCAUGGAGAAUGGUCAGCGCAUUCCAUUGGCUGCUGAGGUUGGACUGUUGACGAGGAACAUUAAAAUUCAACCUGAUUCAUCCUGUAGAGGGAGACUCCUGGUGGGGUCCUUCAGGAAGUCUAGCAGAGAAGAGUUUUCCGGUGUUCUUCAACUUCUAAAUGUAGAAAUUCAAAACUUGGGGUCACCAUUGUAUGCAUCCAUUGAGUUCACUGGUGUGUCAGCAGGAUCCUGGGUGAUAUCUUCUACUGUACAUCAAAGCUGCGGCAUGGGCAUCUAUGCAUCUACCAGUCAUGGGAUGGUUUUAAAUGACAAUGUAGUGUUUGGUACCAAUGGCCAUGGCAUUGGUCUGGAAGGUCUGAACCAUUCUCUCACUAAUAACCUUGUCAUCUUAACGAUGCAGUCAACAAGGUCAUCUCCUUGGGUGGCAGGAAUCAAAGUGAACUAUGCAAAAGAUGUCAUUCUCCGUGGCAAUGUAGUGGCAGGAUCAGAAAGAAUUGGCAUUCAAAUAUGUGGCCAUAGCUGCUCUUCUGAAAUGCUUUGGUCUGACAAUGUGGUCCAUUCAAGCCUCCAUGGAGUUCACCUCUAUAACAGAAACGAACCCAACAACUGUACUGGUGUCUCUGGAUUUCUGGCCUUUAAGAACUUUGACUAUGGUGCCAUGAUACAGACGGAAAAUAGUUUGGUCCUGCAGAACAUCACUCUGGUAGACAAUACUAUUGGUCUUUUGGUGGUUGCAUCUGUAUCUUCUGCUCCUCCAAGCUCCAUUAUUGAUGUGCAGAUUGUGCUUAGGAAUUCAGUCAUUGUGGCCACUAGCUCCUCUUUUGACUGCAUUCAAGACAGAAAGACACCUCAGUCAGCCAACUGGACAUCAACAGACAGAGCACCUUCCAAUGCCAGAGGGGGCCGGAUUGGCAUCCUGUGGCCAGUUUUCACCUCAGAACCAAAUCAAUGGCCUCAGGAGCCAUGGCACAAAGUGAGAAGCAGCCAUUUAGUCUCCGGAAUCAUGAAGCUUCAAGAUGUCACAUUUUCUAGUUUUGUAAAGAGUUGUUAUAGUGGAGACCUGGAUAUCUGCAUCCUGCCUAAUGAACACAGCACUGGAAUCAUGUACCCAAUAACAGCAGAGAGGACCAGGAUGCUAAGGAUGAAGGACAAAAACAAGUUCUACUUUCCUCCAUCACAGCCCAGGAAAGACUUAGAGGAGACCGUUUGCCAUGAAUCAGACUGGGAAAGCCCAAGAAAAUGCCUCUUCAUAGAUCUGGAUGGGAGAACUCUGGGUCUGCCCCCACCAGUUUCUGUGUUUCCAAAGACAGAGGCAGAAUGGACUGGAUCGUUCUUCAACACAGGUAUCUUCAGAGAAGAACAGAAAUGCACAUUCCGAGCAAUGAUCCAGGGCUUCUUCUGCAAGCAGACUGACCACGUGAUCCUAAUUCUCCAUAAUGUAGAUAUGCCUUGGACAGUUGCAAGGUCAUACCCACUUGUAUCUGUUACUAAUGGCUUUGUUGAUACAUUUAGCAGGGUAAAGGACAGUACCCUAUGCUCUAGCACUUCCUCUACGUCUACUUUCUAUUCCAUCUUACCUACCAGGCAAAUCACCAAAGUAUGCUUUGUGGAGCAAACACCUCCAUUAUUGCGUUUUUUUCUACUUGGCAAUAGAAGUGCCUCCAAGCUAGUUCUGGCUGUGUUCUACAAUGAGAUUCAGAGCCCUCAUGUUUUCUUAGAAAAAAGAUUUAUUCCACCUACUCCAGUAGAGUCAGCGUCUUCAUUGUUGGAUGAGUCUGCUGGUGCCAACUACUUUGACAUCAUGAAUAACCUCUUAUAUGUUGUCCUGCAAGGAGAGGCGCCUAUUGAAAUACACUCAAGUGUUUCCAUUCAUUUGGCUUUCACUGUGACAUUUUCAGUCCCAGAGAAAGGCUGGGAAAGAGUGAUGCUUGAAAGGCUAACACACUUCUUACAGAUUGACCCAAACCAAAUCAAAUUCAAGCUUGAGAUGCCUGGCAACAAAGAGACCUUAGAAGCCAUUGCAAACAGUAGAGGAAAACGAAAGCGUAAUUGCCCAACUGUAACUUGUGGUGGUGCUUCUACCAGAUCUGGUCAACGCAGACCUCUCAUGGCAAAAGUGAUGCCUUAUAAAAUCACACCAACAACCUCUGUGGAAACUCUCUCAAAGGUGAUUGUCAUUGAAAUAGGUGAUCUGCCAAAUGUAAGGAGCACUGAAUUUAUUCCAUCCUUACCAAGCAACAGGCUGCAGAAUUUGGCUCACCAAGUUAUCACUGCUCAACAGACUGGAGUCCUGGAAAAUGUUCUUGGAAUGACUGUGGGGGCCCUACUAGUGACUCAGUCAGAGGGAGUCGCAGGCUAUAGAAAUGCAAGUCAUUUAAGAACUGGGAGCCGCAUAUAUACCCGGCCCUCUAUACUUUCCAUUCUGGUGCAGCCUUCAGAUGGGGAAGUGGGAGUAGAUUUGCCGGUUCAGCCACAGCUCAUCUUCCUGGAUGAGAAGAACCAAAGAGUGGAGUCUUUGGGUCUCCCUUCAGAGCCUUGGAUUAUUUCAGCUUCCCUGGAAGGGGCUUCAGAUUCAAUGCUAAAAGGAUGCACCCAGGCAGAAACACAGGACGGCUAUGUGAGCUUCUCCAGAUUGGCCGUCUUGAUCUCUGGGUCCAACUGGCGCUUUGUUUUCACUGUUACCUCCCCUCCAGGUGCUAAUUUUACAGUUCGAUCCAAGACCUUUGCUGUCUUACCAGUGGCCCACAAGGAGAGAUCCACUAUCAUCCUGGCCUUUUCCCUGUGCUCAGUGGUGUCAUGGCUGGCUCUGAGCUGUCUCAUAUGCUGCUGGUUCCGGAAAAACAAAAAUAGAAAAAUAAAACCUGAAGAUAUAUCUGAAUCCCAGGCUAAGGAUCAAAAGAAGAACCCCCACAACUCUUCCAAACACCGAGGACUACAAGUAAAGACAACAAAAGAAGACACCGUGAUGCGGGAAGAUAUGAGGAUGAAGGUUAUGCAGGGAAGGCAGAACCAGUUUCCCCAACAGUCAAUGGAUGGAGUGUCCAAAAGGAACGUUAGUCGUCGUGCUGUCCCAGAGGAAGGAGCCUCUACACCUGCCCCGAGGAUUCCCAGAAUCACAUCCCAGGGGCUCACCUGUGUUCCAGGAUCUCUUGCUCAGCAGCUGACCCUGCAGGAGCCUGGGAAUUGGAAGGAAGCCCAAAAGCAGUUGCUCAGAUACCAGCUGGCAGGCCACAAUCAGCUGCUUCUGUUAAGCCCAGACCUCAGGCAAGAGAGGCAGCAGGGUCAGGAGUCUAGCCAGCAGAACAAAGGGAGCAACUGCAUGGGACUUUCCCCAGAGGAGGGUACUUGUGUUCCCUCUGAGGCUGUCUGCCUCCACACAGCACCACCAGAAGCUAUACAGCAACAGCUGUGAGCGUGGAACACUGUGGGUGUUUGUAUGAGCAGGGAAAAUGUUCAAAAUUAUUUCUACAUGGUAAAUGGGGGAAGAGCGGCCUGAUUUGGUAGGACAUCUAAGGGAGAAUAUGGACUCUCAAUCUUUUGUCUUUAAUACGGAAGACAGUCAGAUAAGGGCUUGUAGACUGAGGCUGUAACCGAUUAUGUCUCUUGUACCUAUCAUUGAUCCUACCCAAUUCCAACAAAUAACAGGUUCGCAAACACUUGCUGAUAUUUUCAUGAGUUCAGACUUGUUGUAAUGCAGCCAACUUUAUACCUGUGAUAUACUAAACUUCACUAUUAGGAACUGUGAUUUAAGAUUCUAUUGCAGUGGACACCCAAAAUGCUUCGGGGUUGUCUUGCAGAAGACUUGGAUUGGGUUUAGGGAGUUGCAGUUGUGUCUACGGUGUUUGAGAACAUUCAAGAGGCAGCUUGUUCCUUACUAUAACAAAGCUUAGUCUCCAAGAAGGGUCAACUUCAUGACAGUUAUUUUUAGAUUUUAUUUCAUUGCUUAAAUUUAUUCAUUAUUGGGAGAUUUCUUCAUCAUAGAUAUCAUUUGUAUGUCAUGAGUAUUUUUACUGGAAAGACUGUGGAUCACAUGGGCUUUGUUGGGAUUUCGAUUAAUAAAGAAGCAAACAUACUAAAUUUAUGAAAAUUUUUCUUGAUGUAUUGUAGUUACAUUUUACAUUUCUCUUAUUGGUUGGAUCAAAUUUACAACUAAAAGAAAAUUCUCUUGGCAGACAAAAGAUAAUCCUCCAAAGUUAAAAUUGAUUGAUUAAAACUUACUUGAUUAUCAGAGAACUGAUAUUUUUAUCAAAGGCAUGUGUAAGGGCUUCCCAAGAGAAUAAGAGAGAUUUCAUUAGGUGUAGUCUCUUGAAGCUGUGCUAAGAGAAACAAAAGGUGAACCUGUGCUUUAAAAAAGGAAGAGUGAAUUAUUUUAACCACAUGCAUAUAUUUGCACAGCAUUCAUUUCUACUCAAGCUAAAUAAUAAUUAAAUGUACUGAUUAUGACUUUUGUCUGGUUCCCAGGGGCCCUUAUGACCUGAGAAUAUGAAACAAAGUUUGCAGAAGUGAGGAGAAUUUCCACAAAAUGAUACUUUAAGAUAUUCCCCUGAAUAUAAGCCAGGAUUUCCCAGUAUCUGAGGGGCUCUCCUGCAGUUGAGAUAUAACAUAAGCAAGAAAUACUGUCCUAUAUUGCUAAGGCUUCAAUAAUGGCAGCUGAGAACUAGAAUCCAUAGGAAGCAUGGGUGGAAAGCAGCCAUCAACUGGAAACUAUAUCUCUUCCCACCACGAGUUGGCUAGAGCCAUCUCAGUCUCUUUCUCAUUAAAGAUUCUUGAAGCGUGUCAUGAAACUCCCAGUGUCUAGAACUACUCUGUUCUGAGGCAGCUUCCCUUCUUUGUGGCGCUGUACUGAAUGCUGAGGGGGGUGAAUGUGAUGCUCUCAGGGAGACUUAAAUACAGUUUGUUUGUAUGCUGGGAACAGCAUGAGACAAUCUAGACUAUAAAAACUUAUUCUUGGGACAUAACCUAGCUGCCUCAGGAUAAAUUUUUACAGAUAUAUUUUGGGGGGACAACAAAGGUGUCUUAGUAACAAAAUAACUUCAGGAACUUUGAAUUACUCCUGUGUAGCAAUCCUCCCAUUUAAUCCAUUUUUGUAAUAACUACUUCAUUAUAUUUCCUUUGCUAACUUCUUGAUCUAUGAAACCAUUAGCCUUCACAAACUCUUGUACACACCUUGAAUUCUGAAGAGCUAAUGAUCUUCACAAAGGUUCAAAACCCUUCAUACUGUAACAGUAAUCUAAACAACCAUGACUCUUUGUCAUACAUUACCCUUCUCAAUCAACUACCAAGACUCUUAUAUAUUCUCCCUUUUCUAAUCUAUCUCCUCAUCCAUACCCUAUGAGGUGUGAGAUGAUAGGUUUUGAGCUAGCUCUCUUUCAUACUGCUUAAAAAGAAGAGGAUGGAGCAAAUGCUGGGAGCAUAAAAUGAAGCUAAGAAUUAAUAGCUUAGAAUAACCUAUUACACACAGUUUACCGUAAUCCAUCACUAAACUGUAACAUUGAUGAGGUAAAUAUUUCUCAGCUACUCUGAUUAACAAAAUAAGCAGUGAGUUAAACAUCCUUUUCAUCUUUCAUUUCAGAGAACUUAUUUUUGUUACUCAUUUCUAAUAUGAUGUGCCCAUCCUCUUAAGAGAUUGUUGUACUAAAGCUCUGGGGAUUUAAAAAUAUUUGAGAGUGUGUUUUAAGAGAUGCUCAUCAUAAAAAGCUGAUAAACAUGUGGGGUGAUAUGAAUGCCACUUUGCUUUACUGAGCUAUUUUGUACCCAAUAAAUAAUACAAAUUAAAAUUUGAAAAAAUAUGAAAAAAUUCAUAAAUGUUUUUGCAUAGUAAAGUGGAAAGGCAAGCCAGUAUAGUUUGGCCCAUUUUUUCAAACUUUUUGCAUUGUGUUCAACGAGGAUUAGAUUGACAGAUGCUGUUCCUAGAGAAGAGACUGAGCCAGCUGAAUCAAAGGUAGAUAGCAAAGAAUUCUUGUCCAUAUUACUGCUUGCAAAGCUGCCAAAAACAAAGAUACCUUGAGCUCUCUCAGGCUUUAUCUUUUCCAAUGGUAACUCAAUUGAACCAUUGCUUCCCAUCUAGCAGUGGAAUUCCAAGUGUAUAGAAUUGCUGUACAUUAAAUGAGGACAAAAUGCUUUCAACAACAAAAACAAAAUGAAGAAGCAUUGCAAGCCUCAUGCAAUUAUUAUUCAACUAAAUUUCUUUCAAACUAUGUAUGCCCAUGACAUUAAAGACUUUUAAUUGAUUCUGUCAUUUAAAAUUUGUGCACUUAUUCCAUCAUUUGUUUUCUAAAUUCAAACUGGUUUUGGUGUCAGUUUUAGAAAUGCAAGAAACAGAAAGAAUUUGAACUGAAUGGAAAAGUUUAUCUUAAUCUUCAUCACAGCAUUGUGACCAAUUACAGACAUAGCAAAGAGAGGAAGUUUCAAAAAUGUAGUUUUAAAAAACAAACAAAGGGCAUUGAGCCUAUAGUUCAUGAUCCUAGAGAAGCUAAGUAAUAAGGCCAACCCAAAGAAAAACAAAAAUAGACCCACCUGGGAAUUAAAAACAAACAAGAUCACCUGACAAAAUUGGGAGCAUGGGGGUGGGGGAAAGAAGGAAGGGCAGAAGAGGAGGGUUGAAGAGCACUUGAGGGAAUGGAAUAGUCAAGAUAGGGGAAGGACAGAUAUGAGAGCAAGGAAAGAGAUAUCUUGAUUGAGGGAGCCAUUAUGGGGUUAGCAAGAAACCUGGCUCUAGAAAAAUUCCCAGGAAUCCACAAGGAUGACCCCAGGUAACAUCCUAAGCGAUAGAAGAGAGGGUGCCUGAACCGGCCUUGCCCUGUAGUCAGACUGAUGAUUAUCUUAAAUAUCACCAUAGAACCUUCAUCCAAUAACAGAUGGAAACGGAGGCAGAGAACCACAUCGGAACACUGGACUGAGGUCCCAAGGUUCCCAAGUUGAAGAGUGGAAGGAGUGAGAAUAUGAGCAAGAAGGUCAAGACCGUGAAGGGUUCACCCACUGAGACAGUUUGCCUCAGCUAAUGGGAGCUCACCAACUCCAGCUGGACUGAGAGUAAAUGAACAUGGGAUCAAACUAGUCGCUCUGAAUGUGGUUAACACUUGGGGCAGACUGAGGGGCCACUAAUAGUGGCACUGGGCUUUGUCUCUACUGCAUGUACUGGAUUUUUGGGUCUUUGAAUGUAAACUUUGCUUAACCUAGAUGUAGUAGGGAGGGCUUUGGA